UGGUAAAGGCCAGUGGCGUCAGCAAAUCCACGUGGAGCUGGUUUUUAAAAGAAGCCUCUGGCUGUCAAACCUGCUCUUCUCUCCACCACGGGGACAGGAAGCAGACUUCGCUUUUUUGGGACCAUUACCCCUCCACCCCCUGACUGCCUCACAGUCAUAGUCGAGAGGUUCAGAGAGGAGGUGGACGAUAGCCAUGAAGUGGGGCUGGACAAUAUUGGGGGUCCUCCUCUCCUUGGCGGCCCUGUCCUGGGAGAAGGGUCUGGAGAUCCCAGAGUAUGACGGCAAGGACCGCGUUCAUGCCCUCAGCUCCAAGAACUACAAGUCCGUCAUGAAGAAAUAUGACGUGAUGGUCAUCUACUACCACAAGCACGUGGACGGAGACCGCAAUGCCAUGAAGCAGUUCCAGAUUGAAGAGCUGGCGCUGGAGCUUGCAGCCCAGGUUCUGGACGAUCUGGAUGAUGCAGACAUUGGAUUUGGCUUGGUGGACGAAAAGGAGGACCUUGCAGUGGCAAAGAAGCUUGGCCUGGACGAGGUCGAGAGCCUCUACAUUUUUGCAGACAACGAAAUCAUUGAGUAUGACGGCGAGCUGGCGGCGGACACUCUGGUGGAGUUCCUCUAUGACGUGAUCGAAGACCCUGUGGAGAUCAUCGACAACGAGCGGGAGUUGAAGGGCUUCUAUAACAUGGAUGAGGUCAUCAAGCUGGUGGGCUACUUCAAGAGCGAGAAAUCCCCUCAUUUCAUCGAGUAUGAUGACGCUGCUGAGGAGUUCCACCCCUUUGUCAAAUUCUUUGCCACCUUUGACCCCAAGAUUGCCAAGAAACUCAAGCUGAAGAUGAACGAAGUCGACUUCUAUGAGCCCUUCAUGGAUGAAUCUGUCACUAUUCCAGGGAAGCCCUACACCGAGGCCGAGCUGGUGGAGUACAUCGAGCAGCACGACAGGCCCACUCUGAGGAAGCUGGAGCCUCACAGCAUGUACGAGAUCUGGGAGGAUGACAUCGAUGGAGAGCACAUAGUGGCCUUCGCCGAGGAGGACGACCCAGAUGGUUUUGAGUUCCUGGAGCUCCUGAAGGAGGUGGCACGAGAGAACACUGACAACCCCAAUCUGAGCAUCAUCUGGAUCGAUCCUGACAACUUCCCCCUGCUGGUUCCUUACUGGGAGAGGACCUUUCGCAUCGACCUCUCCUCCCCUCAGAUCGGUGUGGUGGACGUGGAAGACGCGGACAGUGUGUGGAUGGAAAUGGACGACGAGGAUGAAAUGCCCACGGCGGACGAGCUGGAGCAGUGGAUUGAGGACGUUCUUUCGGGAAAGAUCGACCCUGAUGACGACGACGAGGACGAUGACGAUGAUGACGACGACGAUGACGACGACGACGACGACGAUGAUGACGACGAUGAUGACGAUGAUGAUGACGAUGAUGACGACGAUGAUGACGAUGAUGAUGACGACGAUGAUGAUGACGACGACGAUGAUGAUGAUGACGAAGACGACGACGACGAAUAAAAACAUCGCUGCCAUUUUCCAGUUCAGUACAUCUGAGACUUGUACCAAUUUUUCAGACACCUUAUGUCAGUUCCUGUUCUUGUCAACACCAGAUGGAGCCGUCAAUAUCAGUCAAAAGGGAGAAACCGCUGAAGCGGUUCAAGCGGUGUUGUCUUAUCACUGAAUUAAAACCCCCGCUUGUUUGCUUGACAAGCUAACUGACGUUUUUGUACCUCGUGUCACAUGACCACAGUUCAUGCACCUUCCUCACCUUCUUUUUUCUUCACGCAGGCCUUGAACUUUUUUUUCUUUUUUUUUACCUGAAAAGAGAAAAAUCAAAUGCUUCCUUGUAAUUGUCUCAAAGGUAACAAUAAUAAAAAAAACUGGGAGAGCCCUAAGAUGAGAAUGUUGAGAAUGUGAUUCAUCAAGUGGGUGUUUCUGCUUGUGGUUGUGGCCAGUGUGUG
Messenger RNA from Dunckerocampus dactyliophorus (ringed pipefish), 1944 nucleotides. RefSeq names its product calsequestrin 1b (gene casq1b). Gene Ontology annotation, cellular component: sarcoplasmic reticulum lumen. Gene Ontology annotation, molecular function: calcium ion binding. Lineage: Eukaryota; Metazoa; Chordata; Actinopteri; Syngnathiformes; Syngnathidae. Gene Ontology annotation, biological process: regulation of skeletal muscle contraction by regulation of release of sequestered calcium ion. The record is from RefSeq and is a predicted model, not a curated record. Bases 194 to 1501 code for a protein of 435 amino acids. The transcript is spliced from 11 exons.